Molecule: messenger RNA, 405 nt
Organism: Dovyalis caffra
Lineage: Eukaryota; Viridiplantae; Streptophyta; Magnoliopsida; Malpighiales; Salicaceae
Source: the annotation of a GenBank genome assembly
AUGUAUCACGAUGGUCGUGGGCUCGGGUCGUUAUCUAAUAUAGAUAGGGGUGAUGACCUUGGUCGGAGAGAUGGUAGGAGGAUUAGGGGGUUGGAUGAUGUGGCGAGCGGCUCCCUCGUUUCCUCGUAUAAUAUUACUAGAGGAAACGAGUGGGGAGUGGGAGCCGAGGUGGCGAGCGGAGAACCGUCCGAUGGGACAAAUGGACGGCUCGGAUUCAAUCCGAGGCAAUACCUCCGGAUAGUGGAGAAGAGCAUGAGGUGUCGGAUGACGCCAUUGAAGAAGUCCUCUCGUUUACGGGAGAAGGACACUUUCCUAAUUCCCGAUAAGGACUAUUGGGCCGAAAGGGCUUCUAAGCCCAAAACGAGGCGGUCCAGAAGGGUGUACCUUUGGGCUUCAAAGGUCUAA